Saccharomyces eubayanus is the source of this 3444-nucleotide messenger RNA. It is a transcript of the gene PRP22, whose product is annotated as DEAH-box ATP-dependent RNA helicase PRP22. The record is from RefSeq and is a predicted model, not a curated record. Gene Ontology annotation, cellular component: intracellular anatomical structure; catalytic step 2 spliceosome. Bases 1 to 3444 code for a protein of 1147 amino acids. Gene Ontology annotation, biological process: spliceosomal complex disassembly. The transcript has a single exon. Gene Ontology annotation, molecular function: ATP binding; RNA binding. NCBI's taxonomy places the organism in Eukaryota, Fungi, Ascomycota, Saccharomycetes, Saccharomycetales, Saccharomycetaceae.
AUGUCUGAUGUUUCGAAAACCAUAGCUUCUAUUGUAGGGUCCGAUGACCCUGUGAUCAUUGAAUUCAUACUAAAUAUCAUGAAUAGAUCAAAAAAUUUGCAAGAGUUCAUACAAAAUAUUCAAGGCUUAGAAGCCGGCAUAUCUUACGAAGACAGUACUAAAUUGUAUAAUGUAUUUUCAAAAAAUGACAAGAAUGAAAAGAGCCCAGACAUUGUUAUAGAUUCAGGGUUAAGUCGCGAAGUUCAUCAAAUCUUAAAGGAUGACGUUAAUUUGGACGACCCUGUAGUGACUGAUUUCGUACUUAGCAUUUUAAAUGAAUCCAAGUCAAUAACCGAAUUUCAAGAAAAACUAAGCUCCAUGCAAAGCGGUCUCGAUAAUGAAACAAUCUUUAAAAUAUAUCAAAUCGUAUCCCCGCCUAUAGCGAAAGAAGAAGCUCCAAAAACCAAGAUUGCAAUAAAAGCAGAAGCAAAAGUGAGCCAAGAGGCAGAAGAAAAAGAGCGGAAAACAGACGAUUUAGACCUUAAUCCUGUUCUUGAUAAAGUAUAUCGUGGUAGAGUGAGAAAUAUAACCGCUUUUGGUUGUUUUGUUCAAAUCUUGGGGACACAAAGGAAGAACUGCGAUGGGUUGGUUCAUAUAUCGGAAAUGUYAAAACAAAGAAUAAGGGAUCCACAUGAUUUAGUGAAACAAGGUCAACACGUGUUUGUUAAAGUAAUAAAAGUACAAAAUAAUGGAAAAAUAUCGCUCUCGAUGAAAGGCGUUGAUCAAGAUAAUGGAGAAAUGGAGGAAACAAAUGAUACAGAGGUUGAAAGUAGAGGUAGACCUAACGAUAUUCAAACAGGUAGACCGGCAAAAAAUAAGAUUAAAAGGCGUGCGUUAACUUCACCUGAAAGAUGGGAGAUUCGACAACUCAUUGCUAGUGGUGCUGCUUCUAUCGACGAUUAUCCAGAACUAAAGGAGGAAAUCCCCAGAAAUACUUCCUAUAUAAUGGAAGAGGAGAAUAAAGUAGCAACACCUUCUAACGAAAAAAAUUCUGAGGGUGUGAAACCAGAAGUAAAGGAGGAAGAGGAACAGAUAGACGAGAUUGAUGUCGAGCUGAAUACAGAUGAUGAACCUAAAUUCCUGAAAGAUCAACAAGUUAAGGGUGCCAGAAAAUAUGAAAUGCCUAAAAUAACAAAAGUUCCAAGAGGAUCCAUGAAUCGUACAGCAAUGAAUGGUUCGAAUGCUGUAAGAGAUCACAGAGAAGAAAAAAUGAAGAAAAAAAGAGAGAUUGAACAAAAAAUAAGAAAAAAACAAUCAUUUGACGAUCCUACGAAGAACAAACAAGAUUCCAGGAAUGAAAUCCAAACGUUGAGAAACCAAUUGGUUGUUACUGAAUGGGAAAGGAACAGAAUGAAUGAACCUAUUUCCUACGGGAAAAGAACCUCCAUGCCAAUCAGCGUACAACGUCAAACAUUACCUGUAUACGCAAUGAGAUCCGAAUUAAUGCAGGCUGUUCGCGAAAAUCAGUUUUUAGUCAUUGUUGGUGAAACAGGUUCGGGUAAAACCACUCAAAUCACACAAUAUUUAGACGAAGAAGGGUUCAGCAAUUAUGRGAUGAUUGGAUGUACUCAACCUCGUAGGGUUGCUGCUGUCUCUGUAGCAAAAAGAGUCGCUGAAGAAGUUGGCUGUAAAGUUGGUCAUGAUGUUGGUUACACUAUUAGAUUUGAAGAUGUUACUGGCCCAGAUACGAGAAUAAAAUAUAUGACUGAUGGUAUGUUACAGAGAGAAGCAUUGUUAGACCCUGAGAUGUCAAAAUAUUCUGUUAUAAUGUUAGAUGAAGCUCAUGAAAGAACCGUGGCAACAGACGUUUUAUUUGCAUUGUUGAAGAAAGCUGUGGUCAAGAGACCAGAAUUAAAAGUGAUAGUUACAUCGGCAACUUUGAACUCUGCUAAGUUUUCUGAGUAUUUUUUGAAUUGUCCGAUUAUUAAGAUACCUGGUAAAACGUUUCCUGUAGAGGUGCUUUACUCACAAACCCCCCAAAUGGAUUAUAUAGAGGCCGCAUUGGAUUGUGUUAUAGACAUUCAUAUAAAUGAAGGCCAAGGUGAUAUUUUGGUUUUUUUGACAGGGCAAGAAGAAAUUGACUCAUGCUGUGAAAUACUUUUUGAUAGAGUAAAGACGUUAGGCGAUAGUAUUGGCGAGUUACUUAUUCUACCUGUCUACUCUGCCUUGCCAAGUGAAAUUCAAUCAAAAAUUUUCGAACCCACUCCGAAGGGCAGUAGAAAAGUUGUGCUUGCUACAAAUAUUGCUGAAACUUCUAUUACUAUUGACGGUAUCUAUUACGUUGUUGACCCUGGUUUUGCGAAGAUUAACAUCUAUAACGCUAGAGCAGGUAUUGAACAACUGAUAGUAUCUCCAAUAUCACAAGCACAGGCAAACCAAAGAAAGGGUAGAGCUGGGAGAACAGGUCCAGGUAAAUGUUAUCGACUAUACACAGAAUCCGCAUUUUACAAUGAAAUGCUAGAAAAUACUGUUCCCGAAAUUCAAAGACAGAAUCUUUCUCAUACUAUUUUAAUGCUAAAGGCCAUGGGCAUCAACGACUUGCUAAAAUUUGAUUUCAUGGAUCCACCACCGAAGAAUUUAAUGCUGCAUGCACUAACAGAAUUAUAUCAUUUACAGUCAUUAGACGACGAGGGAAAUUUGACGAGACUAGGUAGAGAAAUGUCCUUGUUUCCAAUGGAUCCCACUUUAUCACGCUCCCUGUUAUCAUCUGUGGAUCAGCAAUGUUCCGAUGAAAUCGUUACUAUAAUCUCAAUGUUAUCGGUACAGAAUGUUUUUUACCGUCCGAAAGAUAAACAGCUGGAAGCUGAUCAUAAAAAGGCAAGAUUCCAUCACCCAUAUGGUGACCACCUGACGUUAUUGAACGUUUACACGAGAUGGCAGCAAGCAGAUUACUCAGAACAAUACUGUAAAACAAACUUUUUACACUUUAGGCAUUUGAGAAGAGCCAGAGAUGUCAAAAGUCAGAUCAGCAUGAUUUUUAAAAAAUCGGGUCUAAGAUUAAUUAGCUGUCAUAGCGAUCCCGAUUUGAUUCGUAAAACUUUAGUAUCAGGGUUCUUUAUGAAUGCUGCUAAGCGAGAUUCGCAAGUGGGUUAUAAGACUAUCAACGGUGACACAGAAGUAGGAAUACAUCCUUCAAGUUCGUUGUAUGGGAAAGAAUAUGAAUACGUGAUUUACCAUAGUCUUGUAUUGACUAGUAGGGAAUACAUGUCUCAAAUAACAAGCAUCGAACCUCAAUGGCUUCUUGAGGUUGCGCCUCAUUUUUAUAAAGCUACAGAUGCUGAAAGUCAAUCUAGGAAAAGAGCCAAAAUAAUUCCUUUACACAACAAAUUUGCGAAGGAUCAAAAUUCAUGGAGACUAAGUUCAAUAAGACAAUCUAGGGAAAGAGCAUUAGGUAUCAAGAGAUAA